Molecule: messenger RNA, 3283 nt
Organism: Sycon ciliatum
Lineage: Eukaryota; Metazoa; Porifera; Calcarea; Leucosolenida; Sycettidae
Exons: 3
Coding region: 271-2016 (581 amino acids)
Biological process (GO): transmembrane transport
Cellular component (GO): membrane
Molecular function (GO): transmembrane transporter activity
Source: RefSeq, a predicted model, not a curated record
AUCCUCAGAUUUACUCCACAAGUUUAUUUCAGCUAAUUCCGUCUCAUUCAAAUGGGCCAACAUCUGGUCAUCCAGUGCGUGCUCAAUGGAGGAGCGAGGCCUCCGUGCAGGAGCCUGGGCAUAAGACAGGACGCUGAGCGACGCUGAGCAGACGUUUCCAGGCCAGUAGGACAGCCCUAGUCGACCUGUCUCCUCAGAGCCACCUUGCGUGGCGUUCUCUUGUUGAUGCAAAUCGUUGAAAGGUAGCGUUCGGCCUUCGAAGCAGCAAUCAUGAAGAAUUCCACCGUCAUGAUAACCGUGUGCGGUCGUCCGGUGAUGAUCUCUCGUCUGGUACCGAGUGGCCGCAAUGCGCUGGUUUUGCUGGCCUUGUUCGCUGCCAUCUGUGGCAUGUCGGUUUCGGGCUUCCUGUAUUCAUUCAAUUCAUUCGCGGAUGCCUUGAAGGAGCAGCUGAGCUUCACUCAGACACAAGUUGAGUGGAUCUCGUCCGUUGCCAACAUCGGAUCAUGUAUCGGCAUAACGGCUGGCUUGUUCAUGCAGCGGUUUGGUGCCAAAAUCACCGUCUGUGUGGCGGCAUUGCUGAGCUUUGCUGGCUUUUUCGUUGUGGCAGCAUCCAUUGAGCAUCGCAUCCCGACACACUUCUCGCUGAUGUGCAUCUACUUCUUUGUUAUGGGUCAAGGUGGUAUCUUCACGUACAUGGCAUGCAUGAUGACGACGGCCGUCAACUUCUCGCCUGCUGUGCGUGGCACUGUGAUCGGUCUUGUUGACUCGAUGUACGGCGGCAGCGCUGCAGUCUUCAGCACCAUCUACACGCAGACCUACGGCGCAUCGAGUGUGGCGCGCGAGCAGGACGUUGCCGGGUUCUUCUAUGCUGGCGCGGCGAUCAUGGCUGCCGUGAACCUGUUCCUGUUCGUUGCUCUGCUUUGGAUGCCCUGGAAGGCCGCUGCAGACAAGCCAAACCAUAACGGUUCUGACGCAGGGAGCUUUGAUGCGGCCAGUUAUGAAAACAGUAGUGACAUGGAGAAGAGCGACAGUUUCUCAGUUGGCAGUGGCCAGGAAAGUGUUAGUGAUCAGCGUGCACACACUCCAGCUCUUGGCUCUCCAUCUCUGCAGGCAUCUGCUCCGCAUGUUGGCUCACCAUCACAGCAUUCCCAGGGCCGAUCACAUCAGCCACCAAUGCCCAGUCAGAGAGUUGAUAGCGAAGAUGUCAUCGAGCCAGUGCUGGAGACAGACUCUCUUCUCGCUUCGUCCACUGCAGAAAGCAGUGAGUGUCUUGACAAAAGCAAGCAGCCUGAUCUUAAUACCCUGCAGUUGUUCCUCAACGUGAACUUUCAGCUUCUUUUCUGGGCAUUUGCUCUAGCAACUGGAGUUGGCCUGAUGUUUAUGAGCAACGUUCUAUUCUUCCUCAAGGCAUACGGUCUGGAAGAUGACAGGAAUCGCAAACUAUUCACCACGCUACUGCCAGUCUGCAGCCUUGUGUCGCGGUUUCUCAGCGGCAUUGUGUCGGACGCAAUGCACGCACGGUUCAUACCCCGCUCGCUGCUGCUUCUCGUUGCUUCAGCAGCACUGCUUGUUGCCCAGGCGCUGCUUCUCGUGCAGCCGGAUAGUCUACGCGUGCUGUUGGUCAACACCACCUGUGUUGGUAUAUCGUAUGGCAGUAUGUGGUGUCUCGUUCCGACGAUCAUGACGCACAUUGGCGGCUUGAAGUAUUUCGGCCAGAACUGGGGCAUUGUGAUGCUCAGCUCGGCACUGGCUGGCAUGGCUUACCAGGAACUGUACGGUAAAGUGUACGAUGAUCAUGUCCAUGCCCCUACUUUGCCACCGGGCGCCUCUCCACGGCCGGAUGCCGGACCCGCGCCGACAGAGUCGACGUGCUACGGCAGCCGGUGUUUUGCCGUGACAACGUACGUGAGUGUUGCGUCCUGCGCCCUAUCCUUUCUCAUGGUCCUGCUACUGUUUGUGCGUGACUUCAGGACAUUGCGCAAGGAGAAGAAGAGCAAGCUCUCUACCGGAAAGUAAACCAGUCGGCUGUGAUUUUCAGCUAGUAGUGUGUACAAGUACUGAGCACUGGCCUUCAGUUCCUGUAGAGGUUUAGUGUCGUACACCAUGGCCAGUGCAUGGAUUGUGAUUAUACCUCCCUAGACCCGAGCAUCACACUGUGUUCAAGGUUGCAGUACUGUGUGCAUAGAGUCCUAUUCAUGCAGUCAGCUGCUGAAACGCAAGUAUUAUUUUUCGUACUCAAAGUAAUAAGAGUAAGUUGAAGCCUCUUGAAUUACUCUGGGAGGUGUUUUGGUGCGAUAGGCUGUCAGCAGCCGGCACUGGCAACUGUUUCUCAUCCCUGAAGGACCUUUUUAAUCUCCGGCCCUGUGAGUCAAGCGGUGACUGAACCCACUCAAUGUAAUUACUUCAUCCACUGUUGCUUUGUGGUACUGACAUAUUAGUCAUGGCCAAUGCAUGCAUGCAACCCACGGAGGAAAGGGUCAAACUGAACACUGAGGGUUACCAUUAGGUUUCAUAAACCGUGAAAGGUGCAUUAUAAACAAAUUCUGCUCACACACUGACGUUCAUGAUUGAUUAUCCUGCUCGUUUUUGUGGUCCAAGCUCGAAAGUUGUAUUGUGCAGUUUGGACCUGUCGUUGACUGCGAUUACACGUGUGUUCAUUACACCACUGAGCUCCUAGUAGGCGGGAACUGAGUUGAAACGUCACUGUCUUAGUUCCCGAUUUUGAAUGAGCCUUUCUACGUUGAGCACUAACUUACUUAGCUCAAGGCUAGCUACAUGUAACAGAUCAGACUGCACCCAUGCCUAUAGUAUACUCUCAGUUUUUUCUUCAGUUCUUCAUUUUUGACAUCUUGAAGCUGGCCUAUUGCUGGUUGAACCGGCAGCUGGCAUGAUGGAGUUGUCUCAUGAAACCCCGUCGACGCCACUAGGCUGGCCCGGUCUAUUUGACAGUCACGGUUCGGUUUAUUUUGAUGCUUGAACUUGAAGGAUCUAAACUGGUACAUGCUUUAAAAUACAUGACUAUUUUCGUUAUGUAGCAUUGUUCUGCCAUAUUUUACGAGUUUACCGGUAUCAUUGAAUUUUUAGUAUUUUACGUACUUGACGGAGCCUGGUGAGUGACAGCUCGAGGGAGUGACAGCGGCUCGAGAGAGUGCUCGAUAUUAUGAUUUACUCAGAUUUAGGCAUGAUUAUGUAGAUUUAGCCGCGCCUGAUGAUGCGGUAUGUUGCCAGUGGUGAUUGGACUUUGAUAUUUUUGGCCGGGCCGAUCAUUUUUUUCACUUUAAAA